UUGAGGUUAGGAUGGAUGUCGAGAGAUGGUAGGGAGUUGAGCGGUUCCGUUGGCCGAGGCAGAUCAGAGAGCAGCGAGUCGUCGCACUUAAAAGAUCUCUGCACUUGUAUCGAAAACAUGUCCAAGUCUAAAUACAGCAUUGUUAUGGUUCGCCACGGCGAAAGCGAGUGGAAUCAGUUGAAUUUAUUUUGCGGCUGGUACGACGCCGGUCUGUCCGACAAGGGGAAAAACGAAGCUGUUGCAGCUGGAAAAGCGUUAAAGAACGCAGGGUACACCUUUGAUGUGGCGCACACAUCGGUGUUAACGAGGGCACAGGUAACGCUACAAUCCAUUCUUAAGGAGAUUGGUCAGGAGAAUAUACCAAUAUGUAAGACAUGGAGAUUAAACGAGAGGCACUACGGUGGUCUCACUGGCAUGAAUAAAGCUGAGACAGCAGCUAAAUACGGAGAAGAACAAGUACAAAUUUGGAGACGAUCCUUCGACACACCUCCCCCUCCCAUGGAGCCUGAUCAUAAAUACUAUGACAACAUAGUGAAAGACCCCCGAUACAAGGAUGGCCCGAAACCUGAAGAGUUCCCUAAAUUUGAAUCUCUUAAACUGACGAUUGAGAGAACUCUGCCAUACUGGAAUGACACGAUCAUCCCACAACUCAAAGAGGGCAAGAAGAUCAUCAUUGCUGCUCACGGAAACAGCUUGCGUGGCAUCGUGAAACACUUAGACAAUCUGAGUAACGAUGAAAUAAUGGGGCUUAAUCUUCCUACGGGGAUUCCAUUUGUCUACGAGUUGGAUGAGAAUUUCAAACCCGUCGUUUCAAUGAAGUUCCUAGGCGACGAAGAGACUGUCAAGGCAGCAAUAGCUGCAGUUGCUGCGCAAGGGAAAGCAAAGUAACAUAAAAAAGCCCACUCUACCCUAACAUUUGUGUACAGGGAUUCGAAACUGGUUUUCUUAUCUCUAUCACGACUCGAUAUAUCUGUAUAAAAAUAGUUUCCCCAUAAUUAGUGUACGUGUUCAUUGCUAAAUAAGAACUGGCUCCUUAUUAGAAUUCGAAAAUCCUUAUGCGUACUCUUACCUUCACUGUGAAAUACAUUCGUCGUAUUACCUGUACUAGCUGCAACUACACAUAAAUGUACAAAUAAAUCCAAGUGAUUGACAAUAUACUCCAGAAA
Orussus abietinus is the source of this 1166-nucleotide messenger RNA. It is a transcript of the gene Pglym78, whose product is annotated as phosphoglycerate mutase 1. The transcript is spliced from 3 exons. Lineage: Eukaryota; Metazoa; Arthropoda; Insecta; Hymenoptera; Orussidae. Bases 16 to 888 code for a protein of 290 amino acids. Gene Ontology annotation, molecular function: intramolecular phosphotransferase activity. Gene Ontology annotation, biological process: glycolytic process. The record is from RefSeq and is a predicted model, not a curated record.